AUGCCGGGACUCGGAUCGCUGAGCUCGGCGGACAAGACGAAGGCGUCGACGAUGCGGUUGUUUCAAAAAUCGCUGCGAGACAUGAUCACGGGCAUUCGCAGUCACAAGGAUUCGCAGAAGGAGUUUAUAAAUAAAUGCCUGAGCGACAUACGCGCGGAGGUGGUGAGCUCGGACAUCAGGACGAAGGCGGUGGCGAUCGAAAAGGCGACGUACCUGCACUCGCUCGGGUAUUCGAUGCACUGGGCGUCGUUUCACGUGGUGGAAUUGAUGUCGACGACGAACGUAAAGUAUAAGAGAAUCGGAUACUUGGCGGCGUGUCAAAGUUUUGGGGACGACACGGACGUGGUGCUGUUGAUUCCUAAUUUGUUGAAGAAGGAUUUGGCGUCGCCGAAUCCCGCGGAGGCGGCGCUGGCGAUUUCGUGCCUGGGGAACAUCGUGACGCCGGAGUUGUCGCAGACGCUCGUGGCGGACGUGUACUCGCUGUUGAACAAUCAUAAGCCGGAUUUGCGACGACGAGCGUGCUUGUGCCUGUACAAGUGCUUCUUGCGAUAUCCCGAGGCGCUGCGACCGUCGUUCGCGCGAUUGACAGAAUGUCUGGACGACGACGAUCAAUCCGUGGUGCAGGCGGCGGUGACGGUGCUUUCCGAGCUCGCCAUGCACAACCCGAAGACGUACCUACCGCUCGCGCCCAAGUUUUAUAAACUCUUGACGUCGAGCUCGUCGAAUUGGAUGACGAUCAAGCUCGUGAAGGUUUUCGGCGCGCUCACGCCGCUCGAGCCGCGACUGGCGAAGAAGCUCGCGGGGCCGAUCUCGGAGAUUCUCGAAACCACCAACGCCAAGUCGUUGAUGUACGAGUGCGUGCGCACGGUGGUGAUGGGGAUGACGAGUCAAGAAAAGGUCGUCCGCCAAGCGGUGGACAAGCUCAAGGAUAUGUUGGAGGAUCACGAUCCAAACAUCAAAUUUUUGGCGUUGCACGCGUUGACGUUUUUGCUCGAUUCGCACCCGCGCAUCGUCGCCGAGCACAAGGGGAACAUCUUCGAGUGCCUCGACCACGAAGAUUCAAACAUUCAAUACUGUGCGUUGAAAAUUGUGUGCGGUUUGGUGACGAAGCGCACGCUCAUCGACACCACGGCGCACUUGAUGAACGCCAUGGGCAAGGCGGAUCAACGCUUCAGGGACGAACUCGUGUUGAGCGUGAUUCACAUCUGCAUGAACGAGCGCUACGCCUUGGUGACGGAUUUUGUGUGGUAUCUUUCCGUCCUCGCGGAUCUCAUUCGUGUCCCGUGCUCGUCUCACGGCGCGCUCAUCGGUGAACAAAUCAUCGACGUGUGCUUGCGCGUCGAGGUGAUUCGCGAAGCCGCGGUGGGCAUCUUGGGCCCGCUCUUGCUCGAUGACUCAUUGCUCGAGCAAUCCAACGUCAACAAGACCGUGCCCGGAGCGCUCAAGGCCGUGGCUUGGGUCGUGGGCGAGUAUGCGCACUACGUUGUCGAUCACGAAGAAAUUCUCGACGCGUUGCUGAGCCCGCAAGUCAAGCAACUCCCGGGCGACGCGCAAGCGGUCUACUUGCAAACCAUCUUCAAGGUUUACGCCAGUGCGUUGGUUCCCGAAUCCGAGGACCUCGUCGUGUUGCGUCAAAAAGUCUCGCGCGCGAUCGAGCCGUUCACUACGAGUUUUAAUCUCGAAGUUCGCGAGCGAAGCUGCCAACUGCAGCAAAUGCUCGUCAUCGUCGGCUCGUCCGAGGACAAGGAACCGGGCUCGGGAAUCGCCAUAAUCGAAGCUUUCGCCACGGUUUUGAGCGAAGAGAUCCAACCGGUGAGUGUCAAGGCGCAGCGUAAGAUCGACAUCCCCGCCGAGCUCGGCGCGGAC
This is a messenger RNA of Ostreococcus lucimarinus CCE9901, 1866 nucleotides long. RefSeq lists its product with no specific name. Gene Ontology annotation, biological process: Golgi to vacuole transport; protein targeting to vacuole. NCBI's taxonomy places the organism in Eukaryota, Viridiplantae, Chlorophyta, Mamiellophyceae, Mamiellales, Bathycoccaceae. Gene Ontology annotation, cellular component: AP-3 adaptor complex; endosome membrane; membrane coat. The transcript is spliced from 2 exons. The annotation marks the transcript as partial. The record is from RefSeq and is a predicted model, not a curated record.